Molecule: messenger RNA, 1182 nt
Organism: Hibiscus syriacus
Lineage: Eukaryota; Viridiplantae; Streptophyta; Magnoliopsida; Malvales; Malvaceae
Exons: 6
Coding region: 43-1182 (379 amino acids)
Source: RefSeq, a predicted model, not a curated record
UCCUGUGAUUAUAAUGAAGUUAACAAAAAUUCCAAUGAGGAAAUGCAGUCUGAGAUUGAAGACAAUGAUGCUGAAGUUGUGGCUGAAGUUGUGGAAAAAGUUGAAUACUUGAAUGUACAAUGCAUGUCAGUGACACCACCAGAUUCUGUCAUGAUUUCUGAAAUGGAGACUGGUAAUACCAGAGGCAUCAGGGCCGACUGCCUUUCUCAAGGAACGAAUUGUGAUGGUGAAAAGUCAAAGAACGGAGCCUUUCACAGAAACGGUGGUCGAGAUACUGAUAAAAGCUUAGACACAAGUCCUAAGAACAAGUUGGUCCCAAACCAACAGUUGCGUCCGAUGUUAUGUAAAAUCCCAGGUUCAUUCAGUUAUCGAAGGUUGCUUCAGUUUUUGAUAGACUUAACAAAUGAUAACUCCUGUGCUUCUAGAAAUGAUCAGUCAUUGAAGGUUGACAAGAGUUCUAAAGAAAAGCCUAUUUCACUAGUCUUUAGUUCUGGCAAAAGUCCCGCUGUAGAGCAGUAUACGAGUGAUGGCAUUCGGGCGCCUGUGACUGAAGCAACUGCUAUAGGAUCAUCUAGCGAUAAACCAACACGAUCUCCACCUAAACAACUUGCUGGCUCCUUGCUGAUACCAGAUUCACAACAGGAACAUGCAUCGGUUGUUAAACAUGCUGCAUUGGUGGAUGCAAACCAAGAGUUAGAAACUAGCCCCAAACAUGUGGUUGAGCCAUCAGCCAUGUCAUCUAGUCCUCUCAUCAAUUCUGGAUUGUUCCGAAGAGAAGAAGCUUCGAAAUUAGUGUCUUGUCGUCUAACGUUUGAAACCGAAGGGGAUACCACAAAGUCUACUGCAAAAUGUGUAAAUCAAGUAAAGCCAAUAGAAGCUGAUAGCUUGGGAGAAGCAUCUAUUCCUAUAGGAUUUCCUAUUGUCGGUCUCAAAAAGGGAAUCCUUAAAAGAAAUCCUCCUGGAUGCAGAGGUAUUUGUUCUUGUCUGAACUGCACAUCUUUCCGGCUUCACGCAGAGAGAGCAUUCGAAUUCUCAAGAAAUCAGAUGCAAGAUGCUGAAGAAGUGGCAUUGGAUUUUGUUAGAAAAUUUUCGGCCACUGACGGCGAUCGACGUCGGAGCACGGUUGUCGGUCGGCGACUGGUUUCCCUCAGACGAGGGAAACUUAGAGAGAAGAGAGAGUAA